UUCCUCUUACUUAACUCAGGAAGUAUCGGUUCCACCCCUCGCAGGAUGAGUGAACUCAUCUCUUGAAUUACUUGUUAGCAUAUUUACAUAAUUAUACUUUUAAUUAUAAUUGACUGAGAUUUUAAUUGCGAUUAGUCUAAUUUUUGUAACAAUUGCAAAAUAUUUUGUAUUAUUUUGCCAUUAACAAUAACCUUAAACUAUGGCCGAAAAGAAGAUGCGCCAAGAACUGGAAAAAGAUAAGGUCGAAGAAUUCAAAAAUGAUAAUAUUAAAGAGGUAUUUUCCAUAUUUAACAGCGAUGACGAUUGUUUAUCGGGUAACAAUUUAAGAAAAGUCAUGAAAAUGGGCGAUGUGGAUCUUAGCGAGAAGGAAAUUCGAGAUAUCAUCAAGGCGGUCGAUCCGUGCGGCAAAGGAAAUAUCAAUUAUGCCAAGUUGAUAUCCAUGUUAGCUACAAAAAUGAGAAAAUCAGAUGUUUUCAACGAUGCCGAUAACGUGAUAGUUGAAGCAUUCAAGGUUUUCGAUAAGGAUAACAAAGGCAUCGUUAAAGUAUCCGAUUUACUUCACUCUGUUUCGGGUCUGGAGCCGAAAUUCAAGAUGUAUAUGGAAGAAUUGGUACUGAAUGCCGAUCCUAAGAAAACGGGACAGUUUAACUAUCACGAAUUUAUCCAAAAAAUGCAAGGAAAAUGGAAGAAUUAUUUAAUUUAGAUGCUUUGAUUUUCAGUGUUUAAGGUUAAAGGGUACAUUAGAUAUACACACAAAAAAUUUCAUAUCGUCCGAGAGAACUUGAUUAUAUUUAAGUAAUUUUCAUAUAAAACACUUAAAAUUUUCGUUCGUGUUUCACUUAACUACAUUAAUUCUUUUAAAUUUAUUAUCUCUGCAAAUAUCUGAUAUUUAGCAAAAUUGCGAGUCUAAUAAAGGGAAGUUUAAAAAGUUAAAUGCU
Centruroides sculpturatus (bark scorpion) is the source of this 938-nucleotide messenger RNA. Its product is annotated as calmodulin-like. Gene Ontology annotation, molecular function: calcium ion binding. The transcript has a single exon. The record is from RefSeq and is a predicted model, not a curated record. The coding region runs from base 200 to 703 and encodes 167 amino acids. Lineage: Eukaryota; Metazoa; Arthropoda; Arachnida; Scorpiones; Buthidae.